GCCAAAGUUCUCAACAUAGACAUACCUUUGUAAUGUCUGGGGGAAAAAACAUUUCAACAACUUAAAAGUUUAAACAAACGCACGACGCUUCACACAAAGCAUGUCAUCUCUAAAACUCAAACCUUCCCUUUGCUUGCUUUCAUAGUUCUUCGUCCCCAGUUUUUACAAGAGAAAAAAAAGAUCCCAAUCAGAAACAAACCCAGAGCUGGAAAACAUUGGAUUUCUCGAAUAGAGGCAAUGGACAAUGGAAGGGGAGCUGUUGGUUCGAGGAAGUCUGCGGAGAGGCCGUACAAAGGGAUAAGGAUGAGGAAGUGGGGGAAAUGGGUGGCUGAGAUUAGGGAACCCAAUAAACGGUCCAGGAUUUGGUUAGGGUCUUAUUCCACCCCGGUUGCGGCAGCCAGAGCUUACGACACGGCGGUUUUUUACCUGCGUGGGCCGUCAGCUAGGCUGAAUUUUCCCGACCUUUUGGCGGGAGAGAAACUCGUUGGCGAUUUAUCGGCGGCUUUUAUAAGGAAGAAAGCGAUUGAAGUUGGUGCCAGAGUCGAUGCUCUCGAGGCAGCUCAUCAUCUUCAUCCUCGUCAUGUUCAUAAUAAUUAUAAUCUUAAUCCCAAUUAUAAUCUUAGUUAUGGAGAAAAGUUGAAGCCGAGUGGCGGGUUUUUACAGCGGGUUGACUUGAACAAGAUGCCCGACCCGGAGGAUUCUGACGGUGAAUGGGAGAGCAAGUAGAAGGGAAAACAAGUUGAUUCCUCCAUCAUGCCCCUUCAAUUAUUAUGGUCACUGCUACUAUUUUUUUGGGGUCCUGUCUCUGCUUCUCUGGGCUCAGGAUGGGAGGGAAGUUGCUAACAUGCACCGCGGGCAGUAGAUAAUGCGCGCCGUAGUGGAGGUAAGGUAAGUUAAAAAAUGACGGCUGAAGAAAUGAUGAAGCCUUUGUAUUUUAUUAUUGUCCAAUUAAUGAAAAAUCAUUGGUUUUU
Hibiscus syriacus is the source of this 971-nucleotide messenger RNA. Its product is annotated as ethylene-responsive transcription factor RAP2-10-like. The transcript has a single exon. Gene Ontology annotation, molecular function: DNA binding; DNA-binding transcription factor activity. Gene Ontology annotation, biological process: regulation of DNA-templated transcription. NCBI's taxonomy places the organism in Eukaryota, Viridiplantae, Streptophyta, Magnoliopsida, Malvales, Malvaceae. Bases 238 to 726 code for a protein of 162 amino acids. The record is from RefSeq and is a predicted model, not a curated record.